This is a messenger RNA of Podarcis lilfordi (Lilford's wall lizard), 36857 nucleotides long. NCBI's taxonomy places the organism in Eukaryota, Metazoa, Chordata, Lepidosauria, Squamata, Lacertidae. The record is from the annotation of a GenBank genome assembly.
UUUUUUUUUUUUUUUUUGCCCUCCUCUAUCAUGGCGGCGAUGGAGGCUUUCAUUUAAGGGCUGACUGGAAAAGCGUUGCGCGCGCGCGCGCACACACGCACGCAUAUACCUACAUAUGCACAAACACGCAUAUAUACAUAUAUAAACCUUCAUCCAAGCGCGUGCAUGUAUAUAUCCUAACGCGGCCCCGCGGCACGGACAUAUUCCUCUUGGCUUUGACCCAGCGCUCUUCCCCGCCGUCCUCGUGAGACUCGGGUAAGCAAAACAAAAACACACUCCGGAGGGGCGGGGCGGAGGGGGAAAGAGCCGAGCGCCUCAGUCUCCUCGCGCGCGAGGUCACCGUAUGGGCGGUUGGGCGACCUGCUUUGGGCGCGCGCUCCGGGCGGUUGGCGGCAGCCCCUUAUGAGGUGGGUGGGGAGGCGGUCACUUCUUCCACCCCUUCCCUACCGCCGCCUGGCUUCUCCUUUAAAACACACACAAAAUAUUCACCGCAAAUGUUGUGGUGGUUUCUGCCCACCCCACCCUCGUCCCGUGUAGAGUCGUCUUCUUCAUAGGCUCCCCACCCCACCCCCUACUUGAGGUUGGUGUUUCCCUCAUGGCCUCUCGUCUCCUCACCCGCGUCCCUUAUCCUCGGUUCACGUGCGUGAAAGGCGGGACUUUUCCCGGCACUUGCGCCUUCGGGCGGUUUCUCUUUUGAAGGGCAAACUAAUUCCCCCUCCUCCCGUCAAGGAAAGGGGGGACCGGCUGAGGUGGGGGGAGUGUUGCGUGUUGUGUUUGUGGUUUGGGUUGUUUCUCCCCAUGUUUUCCCGUCGCUCUCGAGUUUUUAAUAAGGUGGUCAGGGAAUGCAGUGCCAGCCCUCUCCCCACCCCCCUCUUUUAAAUAGUUAUAAAAAUGUAGGUUGGCUAUUGGCGGUCCGUAGGAGCGCCCCCCCCCAUGCGUGGCGUGAAAUCCUAGUUAUCUCCCCUGUGUUUGAAGCGGUUGAAGGACAGGCCCCUCCUCCCGGGGACUGAGCAGGGUCAGCGUUGUUGACAAUGGUGUGCCCUGUCAGCUGCCAGAUCUCUUCUGCUCCCAGAGAGAGCUGCUGCUGAUUGCUGCUGUUGCUGCUGCUGGAGGAGGAGGGGUGUGUGAACGUGCUCGUGCUUGCGUGCACUUGUGCUGUUUUUUCUUCUCGUUAGCAUCUCCCUGCUUUACAGCUGCAUUUCCUCAACAGUUGGUAAGAAUGGCGUUCUUUGCAUGGGUGUGAUGAUGGGAGGAGGAAAGGCAGCACCGAUGCUUGGUGCUCUUUCAAAUUUAUCCUUACGAGAGAAGGCUGUGCUUAAACCCUUGUCCUAUGUACUGUCUACUGCUAUUGUUUGUGAGCUGGCAAACCUUCACAUUCAGCAGUACAGUACAGUACCUUCUUAGAACUCCAGAGUUGUCUGUACUUGCUGAAACUUUCUGAAAAGUGAUAUAAUCUUUCAUUCGUAUGUUUGCUUAUAUGUACUGUUGUGACACAUUUCUUUUGGAUGGAUUUUGCUGAUCAACAUCUUGCUUUGAUUUUUUUUUUAACCCACACAUACCUAGUUAGGUGUGCUUCUAACAUUGCUCAUCACUGUAGUUAUCUUGAGAGUACUGUAUUGUUCUCAGAGGUUUGCUCAGUCUUUCUGCUUACUUUGCAUUUGUGAAGGAGACUUUGAAAAUACGACUUUUACUCUUUAACAUUUUAAUUGCUCAUAUUAAGAAAUGUACUUUCAGGGCACAUGGAUACAUUAUUGAAUUGAUGUGGGUUAGAUGUAUGGAAAGGAGAGUUCAAAGUAUGGAAAACAUGAAACCUUCGUGGGAGAUAAUUCAGUUAAAUCCAUUGAAAGCGUCUCUUGUUUAUUGUGGCAGUAUAAAGUUAAACUAAAACCACAGCUCAGAUAAAGUACUAAGGCUUUUGUUCCACCACCCCACCCCACCCCACUGUUUCAGUCUUUUGAGAAAAUGGUGUAACUAUGAUAGAUACACUUCAAUUUUCAAAAUUCCACAGAACCAGAUGUUCAUAGAUAAAUGAAGUAAUUCUUGAAUGUCAGUUACUGCAAUGCUGCAGUAAACAUGGAUAGUAUUUUACAAACUUCUGCCUAUAAUUUUUCCCUGGUAUGUAAUGUGCAGAGGUAAAACUUUAAAAUGAAAUAAAAUUUGGAAGGUGAACUGCACUGGGGGCGGGGGGGGGGAGCUAGAUAUGCAAUGCAGAUAAGUUGUUUUUGAAAUAGGUGUCUUCAAUAUAUACAUAUCCUUGUGGAAAAUUCCCAACAAGCUCAAAGCUCACCUAACCAAACUAACUUUGUAAUCUAAUGUCAAGUGUGCAAGUCAUGUUAAGCCACAAGGCUAAAUAGCUAUCAUGUGGUUUAGUUCUGGAUUGGAAGACUUAAAUGGAUGAGAACUGGCCUUCUUUGCACAUCAGACUGAACCAUAGUUUAACUGCUGUUGUUGAAUGUGGAGGAGCAGUAUGAUAGCACAUGCUACUGAAGUAGCAAGAGCUUUGUUCCUUCCCUGCUCCUGCUGCUGCCACACUGACAGGAAACAAGGCAUGAUCUGGCUUGUCAUCACCAGGCUUAUGGUUUCUUUGCACCAGAGAAUUGUAGAGUUGGAAGGGACCAUGAGGGUCAUGUAGUCCAACUCUCUGCAGUGAAGGAAUCUUUUGCCCAACGGGGGCUCAAACCCACAACCCUGAGAUUAAGAGUCUCGUGCUCUACCAAUUUAGCUAUCCCAGGCAUCCCAUGUAUCAAACACACUUUUGAGAACACUGCUUUUUCAUAUUAGGAAUGUAGGAAACUGCCUUAUACUGAGUCAGGCCACUGAGCCUUCAAGCUUGCUAUUGUCUACAUUGACUAGCAGAAGCUUUUCCAGAUUUCAGACUGGGGUCACUCCCUGCCCCACCUGGAAUUGAGGACUGAACCCGGGAUUGUGAACCAUGUCAGUGACAGGUACACAAAAGGGGGCAACUUGUUGCAAACUAAGUUUGCUAUUGUGACUUUUUAAAAUUAUGGUGAAUGAUUUGGGUGAUUUAUAUUCUGCUUAAUUGUAAAACAGAAUAGACUUCAAAGCUGUGUCUUAGGACACUGAAGUCUUGCAUAAUGCUUCAGGGUCUCUGGUAAGCCUUCAUAUUCUAGACAAUAAAAAAGCAUUAAAAGUGUAAGUAGCAGUGCUUGACUCCAAUUGAAUCAAAUUAUACAUCUACAAAAUUAUAUGGUGAAAUGUAAACAGUCUUAAGAGUAUCACAGUUUUGAAGCAAUUGCGUAUUACAUAUUUAUUAAUUUUUUUAUUACAUUUGUGUUCCACCUUUCUUCCAAGGAGCCUAAGUGGCAUACAUGGUUCUCUUUUUUUAAUCCAUACAACAACCCUGUGCAGUAGGUCAGUCUGAGAGACAGACUGGCUGAAGAUUAUUCAGUGAGCUUUAUGGCAGAUUUAAUUCUUAUGAAACAAUAAAGUCUUGUGGCUCUUUAAAGACCAACAAACUUGUUUAUGGUAUAAACUUUUGGGAACUACAGUCCACUUCAUCAGAUGCAUGGAAUGCUACCCCAAGUUAGCAAGUACACCCAUGUUUAUUAUACCUGCCAACUUGGAAAAACAUUCCAUAUAUCCGAUGGAGUGAACUGUAGCCUAUGAAAGCUUAUGCCUUCAUAAAUUUGCUAGUCUUUAAGAUGCCACACGACUCUUAGUUGCUUUUGCAACUAAGACUAACAUGGUUACUCCUUUGGGGUUGAAAUAUUUUUGUGGUAAGUGCAAACAUAGCAAAGCCCUUUUAUAAGAGGAUUAUAACUGUUUAUUCAUUGUUAACCAUUGCUUUUCUGUAUAAUUGAUAUGUAAUCCAUUUGUGGAUUAGGAUCACUCGAAGCAUCUGGAGAUACCCAUCCGACUGACUCGAUUUUUCCAAGCAGCUCAAAGUCAAAUGGAUAAUGAAAGAUUUUAGUGUUUGAUUUGGUGUGCAAGGAGAUGCUGCCCAUAAAUUCACUUAUAUAUUGUAAAUUUUACUUAGCUAACUUCAAUGUCUUGGAAUGGAUUCCAUGGUUGAAAUGGGGAGGUAGCAAUCUUAAUUGCUUUCUCUAAGGUCAGGGCUGAACAUAUAAUGCAAAUUCUUCUUAAAAGCAUAGAUACCUGUUGAUCUUUUAGCAGAAAUCCAAAGGCCACAGUUGAAAAAUAUCUUUAUUUGGAUUUAAAAUGUCAAAAGUGUCACUACUUCAUUACAUUUUAGUUGAUUCUAUUUCAGAUACUAUCCUAUUGUGGCUCUUGCAAAUUCUUAGGUACCAGAAACACAUUUUAGGUGCUUGCUUCUUCCAGUUCAAUGGUAUAUUAACUUGUUUUGAACAUUAUGAUUUUCUCUUGCACUUUGCAGAAUAUACACUGACUGUGUUUUACUACAUUUCCGUUUUCUUAUCAGCCCUGGCCAGAGCAACAUUUGAGAGGGCACAUAGGUGGCAGACUACAUUUUUAUUUCCUCCUCCCGCUGAAAGUAGCCUAUUGGCAAGUCCCAUUGCCACAUCUACUGUAAUUCUGUUCUUCCAUCCCAGAAGUAGUAUUACAGUGGUACCUUGGGUUAAGAACUUAAUUCGUUCUGGAGGUCUGUUCUUAUCCUGAAACUUUUCUUAACCUGAAGCACUACUUUAGCCAAUGGGGCUUCGCGUUGCCACUGCACGAUUUCUGUUCUCAUCCUGAAGCAAAGUUCUUAACCUGAGGUACUAUUUCUGGGUUAGCGGAGUCUGUAACCUGAAGCGUAUGUAACCUGAAGCGUAUGUAACCCGAGGUAGCACUGUAUAGUGGUGCAUACAGCAGGAGUUGACAGCAUUUUGCCACAAAAGGUGUUACAUUUGUUUCAUAACUACAAUAAUGUUGUUUUUUUCAAAUCUUUUCCUUGCUUUUUUUAACAUGAUUCAUAGCUAUUAAAAAAGUUACUCAGCAAGGGCUUCAGACAUGGGAAAUAGCCUGCAAAGGAUUCCAGGUAUACUAAAUAAUAUGAAAAGAGGUGAGGCUUCCUGAGUUGUCUAAAAGUGGUAGUGUUCUACUUACAAAAAUGAAUUAAUUCUAAAAGUUAGAAACUGAUGCUGCCCAAUAAACAGCUUUACCUUUUACUUAUAGAGAGGCUGAAUGAAUUAUAUCUGUUAGAUUUUACACUACAAGAUAUGGCAGUGAUGACUGUAUCUGAACAAUAAUAAUAAUAAUAAAAAUUUUUAUUUAUAUCCUGCCCUCCCCAGCUGAAGCCGGGCUCAGGGCGGCUAACAACAAUAAAACUGUAUAAAAGUACAGCAUAAACAACACUCUAAAAUCAUUCAUUAUAAAAUUAAUUAAUUCAAGCCACUGGCAACCAUUGGGCCAGAGCUCCGCGAAGAUUGCCGAGGGAGGGAGUCAGGCUGUGCCCUGGCCAAAGGCCUGGUGGAACAGCUCUGUCUUGCAGGCCCUGCAGAAAGAUGUCAAGUCCCGCAGGGCCCUGGUCUCUUGUGACAGAGUGUUCCACCAGAUCGGAGCCACAGCCGAAAAGCCCUGGCUCUAGUUGAGGCCAGCCUAACUUCUCUGUGGCCUGGGACCUUCAAGAUGUUUUUAUUUGAAGACCGUAAGUUUCUCUGUGGGGCAUACCAGGAGAGGCGGUCCCGUAGGUACGAGGGUCCUAGGCCGUAUAGGGCUUUAAAGGUUAAAACCAGCACCUUAAACCUGAUCCUGUACUCCACCGGGAGCCAGUGCAGCUGGUAUAGCACCGGGUGAAUGUGAUCUCGCAGCGAAGACCCCAUAAGGAGUCUCGCUGCAGCAUUCUGCACCCGCUGGAGUUUCUGGGUCAGUCUCAAGGGCAGCCCCACGUAGAGCGAGUUACAAUAAUCCAGUCUGGAGGUGACCGUCGCGUGGAUCACAGUGGCUAGGUCAGGGCGAGAGAGGUAAGGAGCCAACUGCUUAGCUUGGCGGAGAUGGAAAAAUGCCGCCUUUGUUAUAGCUGCAAUCUGCGCCUCCAUGGAAAGGGAGGUGUCGAAGAUUACACCCAAACUCUUAACGGACGGUGCUGGCACUAAUUGCGCCCCCCCAAGAAAUGGGAGUGGCCCCCCCACCCCAUAUCGCCCCGCCCCAGCCACAGGACCUCUGUCUUCGAAGGAUUUAGCUUCAACCGGCUCCCACGUAACCAUCUAGCCACAGCUUCCAAACAUCUGGUCAGUGUGUCUGGGGCCGAGUCAGGAUGGCCAUCCAUCAACAGAUAGAGUUGGGUGUCAUCGGCAUACUGAUGGCAACCCAGCCCAAAACUCCGAACAAGCUGGGCGAGGGGGCGAGGAACAAUUGUUUUCAAGUAGUGUCUCUGAAGGGCAUUUGACAUGACAAAAGAGGGAAGUCACAUUUUAAUUUGUCAUUGAAUUCUGAAACAUCUCUUUAAAAAACGGUCAGGGAGCUACUAUUUAAAUUUCCCUCAAUGAGUCCAAAGUAGUGUCACUGAAUUAAUUGUGGAAAUUCAACCAGAAUUAAUUCAGUUCUACUAUGAUCAAAUAAACCUGCAGAAAUGUGCAUAAACUUUCAAAAUAACUACUGAUAUGAUUCUUUCAGAACCUUAGUAAUUUUGAAUACACUAGUUAUGUAGCAGUGUUCUGGAUCUUCCUCUUCUUUCUCUCUGGGGAAGAAGUAGAAUAUUUAUUUCAUAGAAUCAUAGAAUCAUAGAGUUGGAAGAGACCACAAGGGCCAUCGAGUCCAACCCCCUGCCAAGCAGGAAACACCAUCAGAGCACUCCUGACAUAUGGUUGUCAAGCCUCUGCUUAAAGACCUCCACCUGCUGUGUGUUUCUGUAGUUUGUGCAACUGUUGUUUGACAUACCAUAGGAAUGUUUGAAAAGCAACUUGCCAAUGGGCUACUUUCAGUGGGAGGAAGAGAUAUGGAUUUAACCUGCCACCUAUGUACCCUCUCAAAUGAUGCUCUGUCUGGCCGGUGCUGAUAAGUUCUGGCACAAUUGCAUUUUGUAUUUUGUCUGUCUUGCAUGUGUGUACAUAAUCUGAAUAUGAUUCCAAUUACGUUUUUUUCAUUUUGAUUCUUCAUUUUUCAGAUCUUAAACAGAGAAAAUUACAUAGCUCAUAAUCCUGUGGGGCAUUGGAAGCCAACCAAAUGGCAUCUUCUACUACUGUGCCUGUAGGUUUUCACUAUGAAACAAAAUAUGUUGUCCUCAGCUAUUUGGGUCUCUUGUCACAAGAAAAGCCUCAGGAGCAGCUCUCUCUGCCAACUCAAGGUAAUGCUUUCAUUCUACUCUUGUAUGCAAUACUCUUAUAUACAAUUGUAUACAAUUUGGUAUUAUAUAGUUUUAAUAUUUAAAAAUGUGAAUGCACAUAAGGGGUUUGGGGUUUUUUUUUGUCAAAUGAUAAAAUAACACACCAAAAACACAACAUGCUCUGGAGAAUAAUGAAAUAACACAGUUUUUACAUAAGUUUUAAACUUAUUAAAUGAUAUUGUUUUUAUUUCUGUGUAUUUAACUUUUCUGAAUAAUCUGAUUAGUAUGAUACAAUUCAUGCGCAUUCAGACUGGUCUUUGAUCCUCAAAAUAAGUGUAGUUAAGUUCACAGGUCACACCUAACUUAUCAAGUAGGUUGCAGUAAAAGCAAGAAUUGGCUUUUAACAAUAGAAAACAAAUUAUUCAAGUAAUACUAAACUUCAGCAUAUUUUUAGCUACAACUUUGCUCUGGAAAAUAAUUUCCAGAGCUUUUUCCAGCUUUGUCCCAAUUAUUAGCUUUUUAUAUACAGUCGUACCUCUGGUUACGUACUUAAUUUGUUCCAGAGGUCCUUUCUUAAGCUGAAACUGUUCUUAACCUGAAGCACCACUUUAGCUAAUGGGGCCUCCCGCUGCUGCCGCGCCACCGGAGCAUGAUUUCUGUUCUCAUCCUGAAGCAAAGUUCUUAACCCAAGGUACUAUUUCUGGGUUAGCGGAGUCUGUAACCUGAAGCGUAUGUAACCUGAAGCGUAUGUAACCCGAGGUACCACUGUACACUACUAUAUAAUUGAUCUAUUACUUCUGUGUGAAAACUCUUUAUAUUAUAACAUUUUCAAUGGAAUCUGAUUCCUAUAUAAAUGUUAGGAUCAUUUCAGUAUUUUCCCCAAAUAACUUGCAUCUAUUUGCUCUUUAAUUGUCAGUUGGUUCACUUUUUAUAUCAUUCUGUGCAAUAUUUUAAUUAAGGUUUAGAACUUAUGAGGUUUAUGGUAAUAUAUGCUUGCCUGCCAAUUUAUAAACAAGUGGGCCAGCAGAAUAAAGUCAUUGCCUACCCUCUCUCUUUUCUCCUUUUCUCUGAGUUGUGUCCCCAAGUUCUGUGUGUAGGAGAUCUAUGUGUAUUUUUUGAGGCUGGAAGAACUUCUACCAUUAACUGUCAACAAACAGUGGCAGAAGCAGCACAGAGAGCUUGUUUCUUACCUGCCGCCUCACAGUUAUCGCUUAUGUCUUGUUGGUAUUUGCAUUCUACCCUGUAAUAAAAUUCUCAGGGCAUUUUUGAUUCGGUGGGGGAAAACAACUUAGCUUGAACAGUAGGUUUGCCCUAGUCAGCGCCGCAAAGAAGUGGCUGCAAUUGAAACAUAAGUAGGUUUCUCUGAGGUAACUAUAACAUUGCCAAUUCAAUGUUCAAGUGUUGAUUUUCUGCAUCUUCAAUUUGAUAAAAGAUAUUUUUACUCUCUAACCUUUUACAAAUACAGUCAAACCUCGGUUUUCAAACAUCUCAGCUGCUGAACAUUUCAGAAGCCAAACACCAAAAACCUGGAAGUGAAUGCUUCUGUUUUCGAACGCACCUCGGAAGUCGAAUGGCUGCCAAGGCUCGUUUCUCUGUUUUUUCAAUUGAAUUCUCAAUUGAAUUCUCCGACAGCCUCAGUUGUCAAAUGUUUUGGAAAUCGAACAGUCUUCCGGAAUGGAUUAUGUUUGACAACCGAGGUUCCACUGUGCUAAUGUUUGUAUACAGCACUGAUUACAUCCACCUUACAGCCAGUCUCCCCCCUCCCCCACUGUUUCAGUUGCCUCUCGAAACACUCACUCAUUUUGGCAUCCACUUUGAUUUUUUGACAAAGUCAUAGGGGAGCAAGGCAAUAUUAAUUUAGGAAUACUAUCGAAUUGUGAACCUGAUUCUUCAGAUGCAGUGUGUGAUUUGGACUGGUGUAGUCUGGCAAAAGCCAGUGUUCCUUAGAUCUCCAAUCAACCUCUUGUCUCAAUCUGGAUUCAGUUUUGGGUUCUUGAUUGUAGUGGCCUUUGUUUUGAACUCCCCAGUUCUAUUAAGGGGUUUUGUAUUACCACUGGAAAUUCAGUAUUAUUCCAAUUCAAUAUUAUAUCUAGUAAAGAAAAUAUUUUAUUUAAAUUAGUAUGCACUACUAUCCUAUAAGGACGCGGGUGGCGCUGUGGGUUAAACCACAGAGCCUAGGACUUGCCGAUCAGAAGGUCGGCAGUUUGAAUCCCCGUGACAGGGUGAGCUCCCGUUGCUCAGUCCCUGCUCCUGCCAACCUAGCAGUUUGAAAGCACGUCAAAGUGCAAGUAGAUAAAUAGGUACCGCUCCGGCGGGAAGGUAAACGGCGUUUCUGUCCACUGCUCUGGUUCGCCAGAAGCGGCUUAGUCAUGCUGGCCACAUAACCCGGAAGCUGUACGCCGGCUCCCUUGGCCAAUAAAGCGAGAUGAGCGUCGCAACCCCAGAGUCGGUCACGACUGGACCUAAUGGUCAGGGUCCCUUUACCAUCCUAUAGGAGGAAAAUGAUUCUCUUUUGUGCUUUAUUCACAGUACUGUAUACCGUUGAAAUGGGGCACAUUGUUUUACAGAUUACCACUGAGAUACCUUUCCGUAAUGUACUUGUCAGAACCACUAAUAACAAGAAUACAGUAAUUUGCAGUCCGUGGAGCUUAGGAGAACUGUUCUGAGAAACCAUCAAUGUCUUCCCUUCCCUGCCCACAAAGUACAGCUGAAUUUUGCUUCCUGUACAGUCUGGCAGUGUUGCUUUUGGAUCAGCCAGAAAUCAUCACUUGAGAAAAAUAUAUUGUGCUUUGUUUCUCUGGAAGGGGCAGACAUUUAAAUUGUUUUCUUCUGAUUAUUUACAAAGAGCUGUGGAAAUAAAGAGAAGGAUAAAACUACUUUUCUAUUUAUGAAUAACUUAGUUAAAUAGUGUCAGGAAUUAGACAGGUUUCCUGUUGUUGUCUGUCAAGUCAAAUCAGUUAAUAUUUGCUGUAUUGUCUCCUGUAGACACUCUGAAUAGUGGCUGUUUUUUAUUCAUUGGCAAUACUGAAUGGUUGAAUGUGAAAGCACUGAGGAUACAACAUUAGGUAUCUAAAUAGUAGUCCUGUGUGCUUUAAAGGAUUGAAAUUCCUUGUCAUUUUUUCAGCAUGGUUUCUUAUGAAGUAUGACAGCUUGCCAUGUGUGAUCACCAUCACUCAAGUUCUGUGGGAAACAGGUGCUCUUCUCAAUGGAUUCCUUCUCAUUUGGGCAGGGCAAGUCUUAACUGAGAAGUCUAGAUUUGAGUUUUCUUUAUGUAACUGUAAUUCAGUCUUUCCUGAUGGGAGGUAUUAUACAACUAGUUAAACUGUCAAAGUACCGUAAGUUUCUCUGCUUUCCAGACGAAACACUUUCUUUAAUGUGAUUUUAUAAUUGUGGUACUUCUGAUAGAAGCCUACUUACCUCCAGGUCAAAACUCCAGAGGCACAUCACUAACAACACCUAGGAAUCAUUUCUUGUCUCAUCCCAUCCUAUAUCAUCAUUUGGACACAGGACAUUUUGGUGGUUGUUCCCGGGGGUGUUUAUGCUUUUUCAUACGUUGUUUGUGCAAGUACAGCAGGAAUUGCAAGUUGAUGUGAUCAGAUAAGUGUGGUAUAACUUAAAGGGGAAUAGAAUUGAUUCUACUUACUGCUCUUGCCACUGCUGUUAUUUUUUGAGUUGGAACCAAGUUCCUCUCCCUAGCAGCAACUAAUUAAGUGCCCUGGAGAGCAGUCAGCAAUUUUUAUUUCUCAAUUUUCUAUCUCCAUUUUUGUAGGAAGAGGGGAGUAACAUUUCUAAAACUGGGGCAAAAAGAGUUAAUGGAAUAAAAAAUUUCAAGUGGGUAAAAUGAGAUGUGGCUGUUAGAAAACUUCCGUUUGCAGGGGGAAAUGUAUUUCUUCUUGAAGGACAAAUAUAUUGGCAUGAUAUACUUAUAGGAGUAGGGAGAAGGGAUGUGUUGUCCCGGAAGCUUGCCUCUUAAGCAUCACAUGAUUUGUCAGUUUGGUUGACUCUUGGCAUAUAAAUUGAGCAAGUGAAUCUGUCCCUGUGGUAGCGUGUGUGCUAUACUAAUUCUCCUGUCACAUUCCACAAAAUCAUUUCUGGAAACGGGAAGAGAAGCUCAUUAGAGGCCAUCUAAAUUCCAUAAUAUCAAUAUUAAAAUCUGUUAGAAGAAUAUGGUAUUCAAAUAAAGACACUUAAGUAUCUGGGUUUCUCUAGUGAAGAGGGAGUGAGUGCAUACAGUUUUAUUUGUCUGAUUAAACUAUUUGUUUUGUGAGUCUAGUAGCAAAAACUCCAGCAUCCAUAAAAAUGAAAGAAAAACAUUUUUUCAUGUAUUAACUUGAAGUGGAGUUCUGAAUUAAUUAAACAAAUGGUCUGCAAACAUUUUUGCAUGGUGUGGACAUUAAAAUAAGCCACAGUUUACCUUAAACCUUGCUUUAAUAAUUUCUUCAAGCAAACCAUGUGGUAACUUUGGUUUAUUUCUGGCUUACUUCUUGUAGUUUGUUUGAAACAGAACAUGGUCUAGGUUUGAAUCCUAUAUCAAACCAUACUAUGGCUUGUUUGAGCCAUGCAGGCAUCAUAUGGUGGGUGGGGGAGUCAUGUGGGGACCUGCAUGGCAGGAGACACAAAUUCAUGUUUAAACCAUAGAUAAAUGCAACCAAGGCCACAAAGUAUAGGAAAACAUCUCCAAAAUUAGAAGACAACUUUCUUUCAACAGAUUUUGCUGUUUAGAACAAAGUAGAUUCUUACAUUUCAAGGAGACUGUGUUAACGUUUUGUAAUGCUGGAUCACUAAUGUUUGGAUGUUUCUGCCUUUCUGUUGAAACACUCUCAGCAAUUUAUACUGCUGGGGAGAUUAGAACUUCAUCAAUUCGGCAUGUCAUAUAUUUGUUGGGAAAAGUCAUUUUCUUUAUUAAAUUUCUUCCACUUACUUUCAUAAAUACAAAUUUAUAGCACUAAUAUAUAUGUCUACUUAGAAGUAAGUCCCAUUGAACACAACUGUCAUCCCUUUUCAUUUGCCAUGCUGAGGGGGCCUUAGCUAAAUGCACAUGGGAUUGCAACCUUGUUUAUUUUUCUUAGGGAAUUUUUUCCUCACUAGAAAUGAUUUGUUGUGUGAGAAAUUGACCUGGAUGCUCUUGUGCCAUAAACGCUAAUUCCUACUUAUUUUUAUAGUGAACUGAAGUUCUUUUGCUUUGAUAGAACUGCAAGUGUUUGUAAUUGAUGAAUAUUUGUCACUCUUCUGCCAUUAUAUGCAUAUCCUAAGAAUCUACCUUUUUAGCUGAACUUUUUUGCUUGUUUCAGUGACUGAUCCAUCUGCGGUCUCACAAGCUUUAGAUAAGGAAGUCCUGGAGAAAGUUAAAGCAGAAAUUGAGGAAGAAUUGAAACGUCUUGAUGAAGAAAUUUUGGAAGGUCUGUGCAAGUUGGUGGACUUAUUUUCUUGGUUGCUUAUGUUGUUAUGUUCCAAGAAUUAUAAUUUUCCUACAGCCAUAUUUUCAGAGGGAAUAUUAAUUCAUGUUUUUGAGAAUUAUGUAUUAUAAGCCAAUGUAAUACACAUUUCAAACUGUAAGUGAAAACAGCUGUAUUUUCAAAGGGAAAAUGCAGUCAAAGAUUAGUGCAGGUUCUUCAGAAAGAUGUAUUAUAACCCAAUAUAAUAAAUACACAGUUCCAACUUAAGUAAGAUUGCUAUUGAAGUUUUAUUUUCUUUUUGCAAUAGCUGCCUUAGAUGAGACAUAAUUAUGUUCGUGCAAAAUUACAGAAUAGUUAUUUUUAUUGGUUCUGUAUGCUUAAGUGCAAAUUCUACCUUAGAAAUGUUUAUUUUAUAUUUUCUGUCCCACCAGGAAGGGUAUUAGGGCAUUCCUCUCUCUAACCUCAGCAUUUGUAAUUUUAAUCAUACACUAAAGGCAAGGAUGGGGAUCCUAUUUCAGUUGUUGGACUACAAUCUCAUCAUCCCUUACUACUGGCCAUACCAGGUGGGACUAAAGAGAUUUGGGGGUCCAAAAGCAUUUGGAGAGAUGCAGGCUCUUCAUCCUUGAUUUAAAUAUUGUUCAGCCAAGUUAAGUGCAUUGAUGAUUUUAUCUUUUGUUUUACACCAGCCUGAUAAUUAUUAUAUUGAAAGGAGCUAUGCACAUCAUAAAUGUGUACUUUUAAGCCCUGGUGAUUGCAGUGGGAUAUAUUUGGCUCAUCUACAUAUUAAUCAUAGGAUCACAGAACUGUAGAGUUGGAGGGGACCCCCAAGGGUAAUUUAGUCCAACUGCUUACAAUGCAGGAAUGUCAGCUAAAGCAGCCAUGAGAUGGCCAUCCAACCUCUGCUUAAAAACCUUCAAAGAAGUAGAGGCCAUCACCUCCUGAGGGAGUCUGUUCCCCUGUCUUAAUGGCACUUAGUCGGAAUCUCCUUGUAGCUUGAUCCAUUAGCAUGGGUCCUAUCCUCCAGAGCAGAAGAAAAUAAGCUUGCUCCAUCAGCCAUGUGAUAGCUCUUUAGAUAUUUGAAGAUGGCUAUCUCAGUCUCCUUUCUUGCAGGCUAAAUAUACCCAACUCCCUUAAACGUUUUCAUAAAGCUUGGUUUCCAGACCCUUGAACAUCUUGAUUGCCCUCCUCUGCACACAUCUUGGAUUAUAUACCUUAUUAAUUGGCACUCUGGUACAAUGUAAGAUUGUACUAGUUACCAAUUGCUGAAAAACAGAAGGGAAAGAGUCCUUUUGUUUUUGAAUUCUGCUUGUAGGUUUCACACAGGCAUUUAGUUGGCCACUCUGAGAACAGGAUGCUGGACUAGAUGGGCAAUUGGCCUGGUGCAACAAGCUCUUAUGUUCUUAACCAGCUAAGUCAUAUUUGGAGCAGACCCAGUGAAAUCAGUUGACUUAAGUUAAUCAUGACUGAUUAAGUUAGUCAAUUGAUUUCAGUGGAUCUGCUGCAAGUAUGACUUACUAUUUCAAUUUCACUAACAGUAUGAAAUCUCUCUCUUUUUUUUAAUUUCAGCUUUUACCAGCACAGGCUUUGAUUGCCACACAUCUCCAGUAUUCAGUCCUGCCAACCCAGAGACUUCAAUAGAAGAUUGCUUAGCUCAUCUGGGAGAGAAAGUAUUCCAAGAAUUGAAAGAACCUCUUCAAAAGGCAUUAGAGACCCUACUUAGCAAGUGAGUUCUCAUUUGCUUUGCUCAGCAGGGAAGGUACUUGCUCUUAAAAUUCUCACAAAUACAGUAAUAUUGAUUAUCUGACUAUAUUUUGGCACAACUAUUUCUAAACCUGAUUCACUUUCCUUCCUUAAUUAUGCACUUGAUAUGAAGUGAGCUAACAAUUUCCCAUCAUUUAAACUUACGAACAUCAGUACACUACAAUGAAAACAACUUCCUUCAAAGCCACUGCUUAUUCUGAUAGCUGUAAAUGCCCGAAUGUUUUCCUUAUUAGACAGUAGUCAGGGUAGAGUCCUUCCUCCUAAGUGUUUAAAAUCUGGAUGCUGUACUACAAUGCCAUGGGGCUAAUACUGAUAUCUCUAUAUUUUAGGUACCCCAGAUGUUGCCAAACAUAUAUUGGGUGCACUUCUGCUAUUGGAACUACUUCCCCAUUCUCAUAGUGGGAGCGCUUCUGGCCUUUAAUAAGAGGGACAAGUAGGAAGUAAUAGAGAAAUUGCGUUGAGGUAGCACAGACACGUGUUUCAUGUAAGUCAGUCUGCUUUUUUUUCCAUAUAGCAGGGUAGACCCUCAAUGUUGACAUGAGAUAGGGAGUAGGUCAUUUCAUUGAAUUAUUCCAAAUGAAUAUGUAGAGCUGGUAUAUUAUAAAACAAAAGUACUGACAUUUGAUUAUGUUAGUAAUACAAGUAUCGGAGGGAUAAGAUAAUUGAUUCCACAAUAGCUUAAUAAAUUUGGCAGUUCCUGUCUAUUGUAAAGCUGCAUAGGAUUUUGCCAUAUUGAUUACAGCCAGCACUUUUUACCUCACUCUGCUGCAUGUAGUGGCAAUGUAUAGAAGUUCAGGUCUGAAAAGCAACUUUUUUAUAGUUUGAAAAUAAAACACAAUAGAAAACUUUCUAUAUUCUGCUAUGCCUGAUUUGAAAGUUGAACCACUCAUGUUAAUAAUACAAACUAUCACAUCUUUAUUUACGACAGUUCUCCUUGUGUAGACAGUCCAUACCAUUCAGUAAAGCAGUUGCAGAGCAAAAAAGGGACACAGAGCUUUUUGGCAGUAUUUAUAAGCCCUUCUUACAUAAGUCAAUAUUGAAAGGUACUGAGAUACUGUAUACAAGCAGUUCCUUGAAUUCCUCUUCUAAAACUGUCACAAACAUUUGGUAUAAAUUUGACUUCAUUACACAUCUCUACCAGUAUCAGGCUUUGUUCAUUUUAAGUUAAGAUACAGAAAAUCACAGGAACACUUGAAGAUUGCUUUGCCUAAAUCAGGGGUUCUCAACUUUCUCCCCACGGGGCCCACUUGACAUGGGUGAAAAUUACUGAGCCUCACCAGUCAAAAAAGAUGGUGCAGAGGCAGAGCCAGUCAUAACAUGGUGAUAGAUGGAGGCAGAGUUUGGCAUAAUCAGCAGGCAAUUACUGGCAUCACCUUCUACAGAUACCUAAUACAUAUUUGGAAAUUACAAAAUUCUUUCCCACUGUAUUUUUCUUGUGGCAAGGAUUUCCACAGCUCAGCUUUCCUCAAGCUUAAGUACAGAUGUUUGAUCUUGAGGUAUUGUGACAGACCCCCAAGUUAGGAAGAAUUUGCUGAUCCAGAGGUUCUAAGUGGAGAAGGCUUUUUCCUUUAUAUUUUCCUCUCCCACCCUUGCAUGUGUCUCUAUAGUAUUUUUAUCCAUCUUGUCAUUUCUCCUUGUUAGAUCUUAUCCCCCCCCCCCGCUCUGAAACCUGCCAGCUGUUUUCAUCCCUCCUCCCUGGUUCUUUUUACUACCUUCACUUAUUUAUGCUAAUAGUUUUUCUCUCUUAGCCCAUUCUGUUGUAUCCCCCAUUGAAUUAUUCUUAAUAAUAAAUAUAUCUUUUCUCAUCUAAAUUCCUUUAACAACACGUCUGACUCUUCCUCUUAGAGAAGGGAGAUCUGCCAUGAACUUCUGUCUCCCAGCCAUCUUUACUCAGCAUGCAAGGAGUGGCUGGGGAAACCCUGGCAGAUGGGUGGGGUAUAAAUAAUAAAUUAUUAUUAAAUUAUUAUAUUGCAUAGCUUUUGCUAUAUGCAUACCUACCUCCACAGAUGACUUACUGGUUCCCAAUAGCUUGGAGAAGGAUGGAGACUUUGAUUGAAGUUGUAUGAAAGCGUUUGUUUUCAGCAUUGGGAUAUUUUUUUUUGGCAACAGUCCCAAUUUAAUACUUUUUAUUGGCUCCCUCCCAAGAUCAAGCUGAUGCCUUUAAUAUAACGUUUUUGUUGUCAGCUGAAAGUGUUUCAUUUCCUUAGAGCAAUUUGUUGAAACGUGCUGAAUUUGGGAGUUGUGCCUUAAAUGUAAUUUGUGUUAGGUUGGCUUUUAGAUGCUAUUUUGAAUGGAUGGGUUAUAGAUUCUUAAUUAUACAUUGCCUUAUAUGUGCAGUAUUGAGAUAGAAGGAAGUCUCAAAGAUUAGAAAACAAUUGUGAAAAGGAUCAAAAUGCCUAACUCCCAGGCCACUAUUUUAUUAUGUUUAUACUUUGCUUUUUAGCUAGGAUUCACUCCCAGAUAACUAUAAUGCACAUACUGCUGUGAUAUGAGCCAGAGUCUGGCACCUUGUUAUGUCUGAACCUGGGCUUGUGGUUUGUUUCUCUCCAAACAAACUGGGGGUUGUAACCAAGGUUUGUUCUUGGUUUCUGCUGGAGAGUGAAAAACCUGUCUCUGGAGCUAGAUUUGUGAUGGCUGUUCUACACACGCAGCUCAUCGCUGAUGUUUUGAUUCUUUUAAGAUCUUUGAGUUAAGAAAUUGCAGCACAAGUGGAAGCUUCUGUAUUUGGUAAAUUUAAUUAUCUAGCAGAUUGAUCAAAAUCUAUACCAAAUGAUGUGGGAAAGUUAUUUAAUUGUCAUACACGUGGUUGUUCUGUGAACAUGUAGAUGCUUUCAAAAAUCUGCAAUAUAGUCUUCUAUUGAAACUGUAAGUCAUUUAUAUUUUGGACAUGGUGAUAUGAAGGUUUCCAGCCCUCGUAUACAGAGUACAGUAGACAGAUGUAGCAGACCAGCUGUCCUUAAGCUAGACUCAAUAAAUGCAUUUAACCCUUGCUCAGGACAUCCUCAUGAAAGAAGUAGGAAAAUGCGGAUUAGGGGGAAAAACCUGCUAAGCAUGGAGUGUUCUGUUUGUUGAAAAACAACAUACAAAGGUCAAUCAGAAGGAAAUAUAUCCAGUAGCAUCUCAUGCGGCCAGUUCUGGAACAAUUUAGUCCUAUGUAGGACUAAAAAUUUCACUUCUGUCCUCCACCUGCAUGUUAGAGGUAAAGAUAUAUAUACAUAUACAUAUACAUAUGGAAACUUUCCAAUCACCUGGGAUGAGCUGGUUAACCUGUCACUUUAGGCUGUGAUGCACUGGGUGAAAAUAGUGGCCAGUUCCCUUCUUCCCCACUUCUGCUGCACUGCAGGGGCCUAAACCAUGUUUUGGCUUAGUGUUGUACCCAAACCCUGGUUCAUGGUUUGUUUUUCCCAAACAAAUCACAAGCAUUUGGUUUCAGCCUGUGGUUUGUAUGGAGAGAGACAAAUCUUGAGUCUGGGUUUUGAGGUAACACUAUGCCAAACCAUGGCUUAGCUCCCAGAAGCAGUGGAAGAACAAACUGACCACAAUUUUUGCUCCAUGUACCAGCAUACUGCAUGUUUUACUUUUAAAACAUCCUUAAGCUUAACUGUGAUUUAAAAGGUAAUAUCACUCUUACAUAGUUUAAGCAGCUUGAUCCUGUUCUUAUUUAGAUGUGUUUAGUGGGGCUACUUCCAGGUAAGUGUACAUAGAAUUGUGACAUAUACACACAGUAAUGGGAGUUUCUCCUCUCUCUCAGAUUUUGCAUUGAGUCACAUGUUCAGUAGGUAGGCAAGCAAGAAUUGCUACUAUAUCUUAGUAUCCAGUCAGCAGACCAGACCCAGAUCUUGCCCACCUGUUAAUCACCUGACAUUUUAUGACACAGAAUAAUUCAGACUUGAAAAUAACAAUUGGGAGUGCAUUCUAAGUGGACUCCCAGUUCUCCCCUUCAGCUGCAAAUAUCUUGCUGAGCCAUCCCCAGAGAAAUUGGGCCUUGCAGUUGCAGUGGAAGCACCUGCUCAGACACUACUGGCUCUGGUUUUGGCUGUGCCUCAACAGGUUUCCUGAUUGCAGCCAUCCCAUGGAAGUCACUGACCACAAUAAAAGUAGUACUAAGGUGGCAACUCCUCAAGGAGUUCAGUUGUAGUAUUCUAGUAUUAAGUUUUUUGUCAGUUGUCUGCAUGAGCUGAUUCAACAAAAAUUGCACAAAUCAUUUCACCAACUCUGUAAUCUAAUAUUACUAGAAUUGACAUAUCUCUCUGUGUUACUAUUACCAUUUCAAGACUGUGCAGAAACUGUUGAAAAGGAAGUUAUGCUUUCUUGUUUUGCCUUUGCUUUGCUUUUUAAAAUCUUGUGUUUUGGUUUUAUUUGUACAGACCAGUAACUUACAAGGAAUACAAGGAGAGGACACAGGAAGCAUCAGCUCAUGCCAGUGGAUGGAGCAAGGUACUUGCCAAAUCACCCUCACUUUGAAUUGACUAGAUAUCCAUUAUAGACCUGUGCCAAUUUAAGGAAUCAGUACUCUGUUUUAUCUGCCUCAUCUGUACCGUACUGCAUGUUCCAGGUUUUAUUAGCACUUAAGUAUAGGAGUAAGUGUAGUUGGUACAUUACUACUAUGAUAUUUAAUAUGAUUCAGCAGUCAAACAGACUAAUACUACAAUAUCCUUUUUGAGGUGACCAGAACUGUAUACAGUAUUCCAAAUGUGAUCACACCAUACCUCUACCAGUCUUUUUAGAAAAUGCAGUGUCUGCAAUUUAUAGACUUUUCUGUAACAUCUUUUUGACUACAUACUCUAACAAUAUGAUUGCUGAUGCAGAUAAAGCUUGCAAAACAGGUUGCAUUGAAAACAAUCUUUAUUGGAAUUACCACUUUUACCCAGUGGCUAUUUUUCUUGAAAACCUGCCCUUUAACAGAGGAUUUUGAAGGGAAAUGAAAAGAAUUAAGAACCCUUCCAUCCUAUACAGUUUCUAAACUGAUAAACUAAAGGAGAAUACAAAGGUCACCAUGAGAAAUCUUAAAAAGUUUUGAACUUACCUUCAAGGAGCUAAAAAUGUCAUUUGCUUUCUUGCAAACCAAAUGUUGAUUGGAUUUUUUUAUUGAGUGUCUUCUAGGUUGACAGGAAGUAAAACAGCUAUAGUUGGAAGGUGGCAAAUGUUCCUCUUUUUUCAAAACAACAAAAAACACUUCAUUCUGAUAAAAUCUUUUCCUACUGAGUUACAACUUUUUGAUACCAGAGCUGGAAUCCAAAGAAAUACUUUGGCUCACAGAAUUUUUCUCUUUCAGCAUCUGAUAACCGUAACACAUCAGAGUAGCUUACAAACUCUCCUGAGUUUCAAAAUAAGGUCACUUGAUAUAGGGAGCUAUUGUUUAAGGAAACAAAUCGGGCCUGAAAGCACUUUCGGACUCAUGGAACUAGUUUAUGGUUCUUUGGAACCUGGCCUAGGAAACUCAAACUGCUCUUAUGGCUCUGAACUUCUUUUGUAUAAAUAUAAUUUGUCCAAAUGACAAAGGGAAAGGGAAAUUACUGUUGCUGAACAGGAUGAAGGUGAGGAAGACACUUUAUCUGAAUGAUUUUUAUUUUUUGUAAGUACUGUAUAAUUCUUUUAUACAGCAUCCACAACAGAAAUUGAACGUGACAUUUUGCAUUAAGGAAAAGGAAAUUUGGUGUAUGGGUGAGAGACAAACCUUAGACUGAGCAGGAGGAGGCAGAGAUGCAGAUGGUUUUCAUUCUUUCCUUUGUAGGGGAUAGGGUUCUCCAUUGGUAUAGUAGUGGGGCUGAUGGGUGUAUCUCUAUUAGUGCUCAAAUUGCAUUUUCAGUAGCAUUUUUCUUCCCACCCCAGCACAGACUUUUACAACUUUAUCCAUGUCCCAUAUCCAGAUGGAUCUCCCUUUGCCAAGCAUUUGGUGUUGUUGCUGUGGUUUCCUUCCUCUCCCUAUAAUCCUUCAGGUCACGGUUACAGUCCAACAUGGUGUGUAUUUCCAUAGAAGUCAGCCCUGGGGUAUUCUAUGGGGGUUACACCCAUGUAAAUGUAUACAGGAUGACAACUUUCCUGAAGACAUGGAUUCCAAAUGCAUUCAGAGAGAACAAAGCAUGACUAUUUCACUCUAAAUGCAUAGCACAGAAGGAGCCAGUUGUAUCCAGUUUUCUGUUAACAGAAAUAAGCCCAUCUUUUUCCUUGUGAAGCACUCAUAGACAUUUCAAUCUCAUAGAAGCUGCCAGGUUCUUAAAGGGUUAGACAUAUAGUACAUCAAUUAGUUUUUAAUGAAUGUUUUCAAAUAGAUUCUUUUCAGCCCAUCAGAUAUUUAUUUCAGGUACUAAUUGUUCCAAUUCUAUUUUAUGAUUGAAUGGAAAAGAUACUGUCACUUGGUGCUAUGCUUGCUAAAAGCCCAUAAUGAAAGGGCUUAGUAUCUUGGUGGCCCUAUGGGAGAGAGCCAUAGUAACCACUCGUGUUAGGGAGCUUAUUUGGAGUAAAGUGGAUCUCUCUGGGUUGAAGCUUCAAGACUCCAAGACAGCAUUGACUUUAUCUCAUCACAGAUAUUCACAUAAAAAUACCCUUUUAGGUGCUAGCUAAUUUCUUUCAAGUCUAUUGGAAUAUCUUGCAAGAGAAGAUAAAUCAGUAUUGACUCUUCUUUGGGAUAAAGUCAAAAAUAGAGAGUGGUAUCGCUUGGUAAUUCCAGAAAUUUGAUCAGAUAGUGGUGAUUUAAUUGAAAAGUCAUUGUUAAAGAAGGUACAGAAUGUUACCCUGUUGCCAGUAAUGCAUUCUUUGCAUUUUUUUUUUAAAAAAAAUAUUUAUUAAAAUUUCAAAGGAAAAAAAAAAUCACAUUAGUAAAAAAAAAAAAUUAACAAUGAAAAGGAAAAAUACAAAGUAGAUAAAAAAGAAAAAACAGUUAAAAACAAUUCCAUCUUUUCCUCACUUCUUUUACGUUUACUUGUUUCCAGGACCUCCUCAUACCUCCCUCUUUUGUAUUCCAAUUAAAUUUGUUAAUCCAACAAUUCCUUUCCCUCCUUUUUAAUCCUAAUCCUUAGUCCUGAUAUAUUGUAACGUUAGAUUUUACAUAUUAAAAACCAAUUUUUCCAUAUUCUUUUGUACCUAUAUAGCUAGAAACCACUUAACUUCAAUCCAACAUCAUUCUAACAUUCAUUAAUUUUACAAUAUUUCUGUAAGUAGUCUUUAAAUUUCUUCCAAUCUUCUUCCACCAACUCUUCUCCCUGGUCUCGGAUUCUGCCAGUCAUUUCCGCCAAUUCCAUGUAGUCCAUCAUUUUCAUCCGCCAUUCCUCCAGUGUGGGUAGAUCUUGUGUCUUCCAAUGCUUCGCAAUGAGUAUUCUUGCUGCUGUUGUAGCAUACAUAAAGAAAGUUCUGUCCUUUUUUAACACCGAUUGGCUGACUAUGCCCAGGAGAAAGGCCUCUGGUUUCUUCAAGAAGGUAUAUUUAAAUACCUUUUUUAGUUCAUUAUAUAUCAUCUCCCAGAAAGCCUUAAUCUUUGGGCACGUCCACCAAAGGUGAAAAAAUGUACCUUCAGUUUCUUUACAUUUCCAACAUUUAUUAUCAGGCACAUGAUAGAUUUUUGCAAGCUUGACUGGGGUUAUGUACCACCUGUAUAUCAUUUUCAUAAUAUUUUCUCUUAAGGCAUUACAUGCCGUAAAUUUCAUACCUGUGGUCCACAACUGUUCCCAGUCAGCAAACAUAAUAUUAUGUCCAACAUCUUGUGCCCAUUUAAUCAUAGCAGAUUUCACUGUUUCAUCCUGAGUAUUCCAAGCAUUCUUUGCAUUUGAAAGUCCUUGAAGCUGAUACUGAAAUUGUUUUUCUUGGUGUUGUAUGGAGUGUUUGAAGAUUAUAAUGUUGCACAGCAGCAAAACUUUCCAGUCCACUUUACGUUGGGUCACUUGAAGAAGGGAUACCUAGGUCCAUUAUUCUCCUCCCUUUCAAAUUGCUGUUACCAUCCUGACUGCCUGUUCAUUUUAAACAGUGGAGACCCUGCAACAGUAGCAGCAACUCAUUUACCUGCCCAAGAAGUAGUGAGAGGUAGGGAAUGAGUUGAGAACUCAUUGCCUGAUUCUUGAGACUAGAUUGACCCACUGACUAAUCUGCUUUUUGGCCAGGGUUCUGUGUUCUAUGUAUUCUCUUUCUUAACUGAGUACUUGAAAAAUAUUAUUAAUAUUUAUAUUUAUAUGGGCUUAAUGUUGCCUCCUUCAAAGCUGCCCUCCCACCAUGCUUGUAUCUCAUGUCCAUGCAUGCAAAAUUAAAGUACUUACGCAAUAAAUGUAUUUAGCACUCUUUGGCGCAGUGGCAGGAUUUUCUUCCAAACUACUGCAAUUCCUGAUCAUGUCUCUUCCUCGCCUACCCUUUCUUCACUCUUUACUCCCAAGGUUUUAGUGCCUCUGGUGAUCCUUCAGCGAUUCCUGAUGGAACUGACAAGACAGGGCAAAGAACCACUUGGGGCACUGCUGAAUUUUGGAGUGACCUACCUGGAAGACUAUGUUGCAGACUAUAUCAUCCAGCAAGGUGGAUGGGUAAGGAAGUUAAAUGUCCAACUGUAUCUUCCUCCAGAGUUGAUGAACAGAUAUGUGCAUCUCUCUGUACAACAGUUGUAUUUAAGAUUUACUAACUGUUCAAAGGAAAGCAGUGUUGAUUUUUUUGUCCAUAGCAGAACAUAUAGAUAUUAUUUAGGAUAAUGAACAAGAACAAAGGUAACAGCAUUAUUUUUAAAUUGAUCUUAAUUAAAAUGCAUUGGUCUUUAUAUGAGUUUAGUUCUGUUUUCGUGGGGCAGCAGACUUGAGCUACCUCACAGUCAUGAACAAAUUCAGGUUAUGCAUUUAGAUUGAGCUUGUUUUAAUUUUAUUGAAUUUCUCAGAGUGCUUUAAGUUGUAUUUCUCUAGAUUCCUGUGUGAAAUGGGUUAAGAAAAAAUGGGUUCUAUUUAAAGUGCUAUUUGAAAAUUGUGUUUUGAAGGUACAACGAAACCCUCUAAGAAUAUCCAGGCCCCCUCCCUCCCAUCUGUUUCUUACAACUUGAUAGUUGAACUGAAGCACAGUGAGCAUACAGAUUAUUCCUCUCUGGGAGAUAGAACACUGCCAGAUUUAAACAGAAUUAAUCUGGGAUUAGUGAAAUGACUCCCAAGUUGUUUUUAUUCUGAAAGUAAAGCUGUUCAGUGGUUAGAAAAUCUAAAUAGCAAAAACAUACUAAUAACCUUUAAAAUUAUAUAUUUUUCAUAUUUUGAUUUUGUAAAGUGUACUAGGAGGGUGCAAACAGUGGUUUUACCAGGGGCUUUCCCCUCGCCCUCAUCUCCUUUGUGCCCUUAUUUUCUCAUAAGAAUAAAUAUGUUUCUUGACUGUACAAAUUGCAUAUUUGCCUGGUACAAGAGCUGGUGUUUAGAUUAUGCCUUUAUGACUUCCACUUCCUGCAGAAUAAACAAUGACUCCUACAUCUGGUUAUGCUUUGGGCCUUGAUUUAAUGAAAUGUCUUAGAUUUUUGUUUUUGGCCAGUAGAUAACUUCUUGCAUUGUGCCCUCCUGUUUCUUUUGAUGUUUUGGUACCCUCAGAAGACUGUGUUCCAUACCUCAACGACUUCUGUAAAGCCUUUUAUAAACAUGUGUGUCACAAUGCAUAGUUGCUUCUGAAAACACACAGCAGCCUAGCUGUGUCUAAGAGGGAGGGAAUGUUCACUGUGUGACUGUUUGUAGUUGACUUGGCAGUUCCAUGAACCAUGCACUUAUCUAUUCACCUCUAGCCAGGCAUAAAAUUGGACUGACAGAAGCUGCAUAACCAACAGGGCAGAGCUAUUUUUGAAAUGGUGCAGGAAAGGUGAAGAAAGAAUUGAAAUGGUGAUAAUUUUUAAACUGAAUAAAAGUUGCCAUGAUUAACUACUCUGUGGUUAAGAGUAAGAUCUUGGGUAUUUUGAUCUUGAUCUUCAUGUCAUUAUGCACAAGGUUCAGUUUUGUGGCUGGUACCUAGUCUUAUUUUGAUUUGGUUUAACAAAUUUGUGUUUUAAGAAACUGAGACUGCAGUAUUUCAAGUUUUCCUGAAACAUGGUACUACCAUUAAGCAAUGCUUUUUGGUCGUGUUUAAAUACUUGAAUAGGGAAACUUCAAAUUAAUUGCUCUGUUUGGAAGCUCAGAAUGCACAGCAAAUGUUCUUGCUGGUCUUCACUAAUGGUAGUACAGCAGAAUUGGAGAAUUAGCUGUGGUACUGCCCCUGAGCUGCUUAAUCCCAAUGUGUAAGGUUCAGCUAGACCUCCUAAAUUUCCAGUCAUGGUGAACCUGUCCAAGGAAGAAGAAACAACAAUGUGUAUUGGGGGUUAGGAGAUAGCUUAAAAGCUGUUUAAAGACUAAAAUCACUUAAAUAUUCAUCUACUCCAGCAGAGGCAAUGAAUGGAUUAGUUAAGAGUGUAUUUACUCUCUGUGUUCCAUUAGUCAUUAAAGAGUAUGUCAUGAGGGUCUCCCAAUUCCUUGCACGAAAGUCACAAAUAGUCUUUCUAUAGAUUUAGAGCUUUGUGAAAACAUCAGGUCUUUCUACAGAGGAAGCAGUGGCAAAAACGGUACAACCUCAGGAGCUUUAGUAAGUGGAAAUAACCCAGACUGAAUGAGCUAUUUUGUAGACUAGGAAAAUAAUUAGACUGAAGUAAAAAAUAGUCAUGCAACAUGGAACACACUUGGAGCAAUAAGAUACUACAAACUGAAUAUAUAGAACCUUAAUAUUGGAUUCAUCACCCAGUGCCAUCAUUGUGUAAUGGAACGUCAGUCAAGAGUAGAUUUCCUGAUAUUUGGAGGAUUUUUGCAGAAAUGGCAACCUUUAAGAAGAAGAUUGGUUCUGGGAAUAAGUCCCAUAGAACUCAGCUGGGCUUGUUUCUAAAUAGACCUGCAUAGGAUUAUGCUGCAAGUCUAUAAAAGUUAAAUGUAGCACAUUUUAAAAGGUAAUGUCCUCCUUUUCAUUGUUCUGAUGGUUUCCAGACAUUUUUUCUAUGUUGCUUUUCCUUUUCUAAUGAGAAGUUGUGUUGCACACAUUUUGAGUGUGAGCAGUGAGUAACGAGUAACGUUCUUCAGUGAAAUCUGCAUUAAGUCUGCUUUUGUAGUAAUUUCAAUAUCAGGAAGAAUCAAAAUGCAGUUGCAGUUUCUAAGUUCUUAUAAAGUUUUGCAUAUGUAAGCAAUAGCUUCUGACCUAAAAGAAACAGAGUCAUGCAAUGUUGUUGGUUACUGAACUUGAAAAGGAUUAUAAGAACAAUGCAGAAUAUAUACUUUUGCUUUACUUCUCUUCUUGUAAGGCAGUAGAUUGGUUUGCUUUGAAUUCAUUUUCAAGGUAGCAGUGUACUUCUUUAAUCAUAAAAGGCAGAGAUCUAGCUCUGAGCAUUUUUGUAGACAUAGCUUGCUCUCUAGACAUUGUUGAUGGAAACCAGAAGAGUCACAGAAAGGUUCCAUGUUUUCCACUGGGUCAAAACAAAAAACGUUCAUUCUAAUUUGGCAGCAGCUUAGCUCUACAGCUUGCCCUGAAGCUGUAUUAGGGCACAAACAAAUUGAUGUGCAGUGCGCAUACUCCCUCCCCUUUCUCUGUUCACUCUCCCUCUGUUUGCUGUGUCUGCUGCAUCAGAAACUUCUCUUGGAAAAGUGCAGAGUAAGAACAGUCAGUUUGGGUAAGACUUUACUACUGAAGUAGUAUAUUUAUGCUUUAAAAGUGUCAACCUUGUCCUAAUUUCCAGUGUUUCAUCCACAUUGAAAAGGACUUGUGGGAGAUCUGAGAAGAAUAGAGAUGACUAACUAUUUUUGCUUAAAAGUUAUUAUUCUGCUUUGUCACCAGUUUACAUGCUUGUGGCUUGCUCUGCUUUAAUAAUCUCUGCAUGAAGUAUAAUUAAGUGCCUUUGGAAACUUGCACAUCCAUUUGACUUGUAAAAAGCGAACUAGAAGCUGCAAUGCACAAUUAAAGUCUAAAGUAUUGCUUUCCUUGCCAUUGCGAUUGUGAUUGAGUUUAUAGAAUGAUACGGAAAGCAGGCUACUUCCCCUAGUGCUUGACUCUGGGUUUUAUUUUCAGUCUUGGCAUUGUUGUCUUUAGAAGUGUAAAGUAGUCGUUCAGUUUCUAAAACUGAAGUUGGUGGUAAGUAGCUGUGUUUUAUACUCUGAUGGUAGUGGUAUAAGAACAAACUUCAUUUCCGUUUUGAACUUGAUAAUUUCAUUCUUAUUAGAAAGACAACCAGAAUCUUGCACCAAGGUUUGUUUGCUUAACAAAAUUUAUAUUCUGCUUCAGUGUAGUAAAACCUCUAAGCAUCUUGCUCUUCAGACUGUUAAUAGUGGCAUACUUUCAGUGAAAAAACAAAAUUGUCUGGUUCUUUAUUCCAAGAUUUGACUCUGGAUGACAAGGGAGAAAUCUUUAGGCAAUGUAUUAAAAUAGCAGCAUGCUUUGUUGGAGAGUGCGUUUUGUAAGAGAGUAAAAGAAUGUACCUUUAUUCAGACUUCACUUGCUUACAGAAGUGAGAUAAUGGAAUCCAGGAUAACAUAAUGGAUGGUGUAAUUUAAAAAUAAUAAUUGCUGGAAGGGAUAUAUCAAUAAAUGCUAGCUGGAGAUAUGUAGGCUUGUGAGACAUUAUUGACUUUUAUAAAGGAGUCUACUGCAGAUUUCAGUAUCAGAUAACAAUUCCUGUUUUAGAUGGCUUACCUCUUGACUUAGUUUCUCCUCUCUUCUUGAAAAUGGAAUAUUGUGGACUAUAAUAUGUAGUACAUAACACUGUAUUUGACAAGGGGAGGUCCUAUUUAAUAGGUUAGUGUUGCUUGUACAGACUAACUGCUCCUGGAAGGAGAGUUCCUGUGUCUUUUUGUAUGUGUCUUUUUCUAAGUGAAAUGAGCAAGUGUUUAUUUUUGGCAGCAUGGGUAGCGUGACUGAUUAAUUUUAGAUCUACCUGAUACUUAGCAUUUUUACUCUUGACUGUUUUGAAAUACUAAAACAAAUCAUUGGGAUCCUGCAUUUGCAGUUUAAAUUUGUUUAUAUUUGUAACCUGUUCCUAUGUCCAAAGUCUCAGGACAGUGAAUGAAAAGCAUAAUAAUCCUAUUAGGACAAAAUAAAGUUGGGCUUAGAGAAGAUUCCAUAACCUUCAGCACUCUCUUGCUUCACUGCAUACUAGAGACAGCUUCACCCACCUUCCUCGGUGCCUGCUAUCCCACACACUUACACUCUUCUGUGUCUCAACCCCUUCCAUAGUGUCUAUUUCUCCCUCUUAUUGAGGUUGUUCCUACUCCUUCAGCUGACACCUAGGGGAGCAGCCUGUUAACCUAUUCUUCUCCCCACCACCCCCAAGCCUGGAAAGCCAACCUCUUCAGGAGCCUGCACUCUCAAAUUUGAGAUUGUCCAAGAUGUCUUUUCCUUCAUUGCUACUUAAUAUUCCAUGGCUCUCUCUUUUCUAUUAUUUCUUUUUUUAACUGCUAAUUCCUGGCACAUUUGAAAGCUGUUAAACUGCACUCUGAAGACCUUUGUGUGACCUUCAGAUAAGAACAGCACUGUUGAUGUACGAAGAUUAAGUAUAACACCUCAAGUGGCAUAAAAUAGCCUGUUCUGUGGAUCAUGUGGUACAGAUAAAAGGAUUCUGUAGCCUGUGGUGCAGUUUGUGCUGAAAUGGAGGUAACAACAACUUUCCUUUAUGAAGCUAAGAAAUCUAUUUGAGUAGUAUUGCUGGCUAGAUGUAACUGAGAAUUCCACACUCAUUGUUGGGGAAGGGCUGUAGCUCAGUGGUAGAGCACAUGUUCUGCGUGUAAAAGCGAGUCAGUGUCAACAGUACUAAGAAAGAUGGACCCAAUGAUCUGACUUGUUAUAAGGCAACUUACAAUGUUCUCAUUUGUAGUAUACACAGCUUAAUGUUAUUCAUCUUGGGGCAUAAUCUUUCAGUUCAGAUACUAGAUUAUUUAAUGAAACUGCCUAGGUAAUUGCAUCAGAAUGUCUGUCUUCAAAAAAUUAGCCACAUUUUUUUUGCAGAAACUUAGUAAUUGUAGAAUGAUCUUCUCUGGGCAAGUUUUGUGUCCUCAAUUAAGUAAAAUACGGGGCCAAAAAGGUUAAGUUGUAUGAAACAAUAUAAGCGGAAUGACACUGGGAGUAAUAUUAAUUGAACUCAACUCUCUAGAACUAAUAUUUCAGAAGUUAGGCCUCUGGUGCCUAACACAUUUUUUAUUCUUUCUUAGUAUUGAUUUAUUUUAAAACAUACUCUACUUGUUUUUAUUUUUUUUAAAAAAACCUACUAAAAUAUCUUUGUUGGCAAAACUUCUUUGCUGCUACCUGUGCAGAUCUCUUCUCAAUAUCCCUUUGGUUUUCUGAUGCAGGGUCAUUCUUGAUUAGAAUAUCACAAACAUCUGAUAGGAGGGCCUGUCUGCAUUAUAGUGCUCUGUGUUCUGAUUUUUGUUUUACAUGACUCUGGUGCUGAAGCAAGGGUGAAUAGUGCAAGCUAGCCUGGAGCUAUGAAGAGGGCAGAGGAGUGGGAACAAUUCAUAGCAGAAUAACAUGUACUCUUCACUAUAAAGCUCCUGAGCUCAUGAGACAGCUUGAUCAGCACGGAAAGAGGGUGGAUGGGGAUUUACUGAGUAAUUACUUUCUGUGUGGCGGCAGUCCAGCCCCUGAUGCAGCUUUCUGCAUGUGCCACAUUCCAUUAGCACAGAUGGAUAGUUGUGAAAGGCAGCCAUCAACAGAAGCUCUGAGAGCUUUGCUUGAAGGAUGCCUGAGUGGUUCUGGUUAGCAAUGCUUCAAUAUUCUUUGUAUUAUAACAUUAUCUCUCUAUACAGAUACCAGAUUAUUUUUUUAAAAAAAGUUCAAUUAAUUCAAAUAGGCUUUGAAUUUUUAUAAGUUAUGAAGAAAUUGUGAUAUGUGUAUGGGUGACUCCUGAGGAAUAGAUUUCUAGAAAUAAAAAAGUAACUCCUAUGUAGUACAACUUCAGUUGAGGCACUUUCCUAAUAGAAUCAACACUCACCAUAGAGUAUGUGAGAGAUUGCACAGAACUACAGUUGUACUUCGGAAGUCAAACGGAAUCCGUCCUGGAAGUCCGUUCAACUUCCAAAACGUUCGUGAGCCAAGGCACAGCUUCCGAUUGACUGCAUGUGUAUUGUGAAAUAAUGUACAUCAGAUUCAUGUGUUAUGCUCAUAACAGUCCUGUGAAAUAGGUUAGGGUGAGUGAUCCUGACUUUUGUGUGCAUGCACACACAUAGAAUUUCAUAAGAGUAGAAAACUGAAUCCAGGUCUCUUUCCCAUAUCCAAGUACAAUACUUUUGUCUCAAACCAGACAGAAGACAAUUACUGUUCAAUACUUAGUUUUGACAAUAUGCAAACCUCUUUAAGUAUUAAAGUUUUGUUGCCUCCCCGCCCCCCGCAAUAAUUGCAUGCAACUGCACUCUGAUGGAAACCUGUUGUAUCCAUUGGCUGUUCAACUAUAUGUAGCAAUUAUACGUUCUCUGGGUUGUUCUGAAUUAAGGCUACCAUUCUUCUGUAAUGUGGUUGUAUCAUGUAAAAUUAAGUGCUGAUAACUUCGUUGAUUAUGUGCAUUUUUCUUCUAGGGUACUGUUUUUAGUUUGGAUUCUGAAGAAGAGGAGUACCACGGAAUAAUUGCCGAAGAUAGCAAUGACAUCUACAUCCUAACUAGUGACAACUCAGGCCAGGUGAGCCCUCCUGAGUCACCUACAGUGACAACAUCUUGGCAGUCGGAGAGCUUGCCAGUUUCUUUGUCAGCUAGUCAGAGUUGGCAUACUGAGAGCUUACCUGUCUCGUUGGGGCCUGAGUCUUGGCAGCAAGUGGCUAUGGAUCCUGAAGAAGUGAAGAGUUUGGACAGCAAUGGAGGUGGGGAAGAAAGGAGUGAAAAUAACUCUUCAAACUCUGAUAUUGUUCAUGUUGAAAAGGAGGAGAUACCAGAGGGGGUUGAGGAAACAGUGGUGUCAGAAGUGGUCCUGCAGGCUGACCCUGCAAAGUCUGCUUCCCCAGAACCUCCAACUGCAUUGCUGGAGCCAGAAGCUGAAAUUGUGUCUCUUAAAAAGCCAGGCCCCUCUGCACCUUCACAUAAGGAACACCAGAAAGAGGGGAAAGAGGUGCUGCUGCCAGAACCUGAAGCUCCAGCCUUGAGUAAACCUGUCCAGCAAUUAACUCAGUCAGAAGAAAAAGCUACCCCCAAACCUGAAAGAAUACUGCCUCCAGAAGAAGAAAUAAAGGCCAGAAAGGGAAGCUAUUCUGAAGAAAAGGAAGAGAAGACUCCUGCUGGAGAGGAGAAACCCAUCCUCUUACCAGAAGGCAAAUCAAUUCUACUAUAUGGUGGGGCAGCUGCAGUGGCCAUCCUAGCUGUGGCAGUAGGUGUAGCACUAGCAUUGAGGAAGAAGUAGUGAAUGCCUCCUCAAGGAGGUAGCGCCUGAAUCUACACUUAGUUGCAUUGGCUGAGGGUUGUGGUGCCUGCUGUUAAUGGGAAAUUCAUGUAGCAAAAAGGGUGAUGGGGCAAGGGUACACUAUAAAGCUAAGCCUGGGGACAAUCAUGUUUUUAGUGGACUGGUAUCGGAUCUUCCUGUUUAACAUAUAGGGGUGUCAUUUUGAAAACCCCAGCACAUUUAAUAUGUAUGUAUAACUGAGAAAUGGGGAUGCUUAUACACUGGAAACCGGCACAGAACAUUCCAGGGGAAAAGGAAAGUUUGUUGUUAUCCCUGGAGAUUUCCCUUCCAUAAGCUGCUCUUGCAGCUUCUUGGUUCCCCUUUAACCUCUUGAAUGAGAGGCUCAGUGUAGCAUGAGGUUGGUAGCUCUUUUGUCUCGGCUUCCUCAGGUAUUGCACAGCUCCUCUUGACCUCCCAGAUCUCUUUUAAACCCCAGUGGGUUAGUGCUUCUUCAAUACAGUGGUACCUCGGGUUAAGAACUUCUUUCUUUCUGGAGGUCCAUUCUUAACCUGAAACUGUUCUUAACCUGAUGUACCACUUUAGCUAAUGGGGCCUCCCGCUGCCGCCGUGCCGCUGCUGCGCGAUUUCUGUUCUCAUCCUGAAGCAAAGUUCUUAACCUGAGGUACUAUUUCUGGGUUAUCAGAGUCUGUAACCUGAAGCGUCUGUAACCCGAGGUACCACUGUACCUCUUUGCUUUAUACCUUUUCUACCCCCUCAUAUAUAUUUAAUGAAAUUCUUAAAGCUCUUUAAUGUUGGGUGGGUAAAGCAAUAGUCUCCCAUGCAGGGAUGAAAUUAUAAGAGUUUGGUGGGAAGACAUAUUCUUUGAUCCCUCAUGUGUAUCUGAUCUCUGCUACUUUUGUGUUUUCCCUCUCCCUUUGCCCUUUUAAUGCAUCCUGUUUUUUAUAUCUGUUUAGUUAUCAAAGAGACCCUUUUAUCAUUCUGAUGAAUAAAAAGGAGAAAUGUUCAGCAGUUGUAAGCUGAACUGGCACCACUUGCAAAGUCAAAAUAUAAGCACCUGCUUUGGACAUCUUUUCCCUGUUGUGUUUGCACAAAUUCAAGAGUGAAAGACGCUUAGCCUUAAAUUGACCUUGACCACUGAUAAAAAGCCAAGCACAAGGUCUUCAAAGAAAUGAAGUCACGUAGUUCAACCGAAGCAGCAUUGUGCUGUCCCUCCCAGUUGUUUGCCUGGUUUUGGCUGUAGAGUGAAUGGUGACCUGAAAGCCAGUAAGUCAUGUAAACUUGCCAGAUAAUAGCUACCUGUGGAAAGUUUAUUUUUAAUCCAGCCAGGUAUGAUUUCUACCCAAGAGGAAUGAAAUAAGAUAUGUCUUAUCAGUGUUUGGUGCUGUGUGUGUGAUGGAAACAAAAUUUAAAUAUUACUCUGUUGGUGUUUGCUGGCUCUAUGGAGUGGAAGCUCUCAUGUCCUUCAAGCGAUUGCUGCAGCUUGUUUGGGCUGCUGAGAUGUGUAUAAAUCAAAAGUAAAAAAAAAAAUGACCUUUUUCAAACUUUUUAAAAUAUCCAAGCUCCACCAUAGUAGACAUAUUCAAACUUUCCCCCUCGUUAUUCUGUUAACCAAAGGAUGCCGAAUGAACCCCUCCCCCCUCUCCUGGUGUACUAAUUGGAUAUGAUUACCUGUCUGGCAAUCAGGUACCUCUUUACUAUAGUGCUAUUUAGGAAUGUGAAAGUGUUGAGUAGUGGUUUUCUCUAGUUCCUUGCCAUAGCUGCCUUUUCCAGUUACCCUCUGCAGAACAGAUGAUGAGGAAAUUCCUAAGAUUCCCUUCAACCACAUUUGUAGGCUGAACUUCUCCAUUCAUGUAUUGUAAAUAAAAGAAUCAUCUCCUCAAAUUAACACAUGUAUACUCAUCAUGUGGCAGUGGUGAUUUUCUUCUUCUCCAGUGCGUGUGUUAACACGUUACAUUUUGGAGGCAAUGUCUUGGCAACAUGUGGCCUAUUCAUUAUGACCUGUGUUGAAGUUCUUUGUUGCAAAAAUUCUUAAGGCUCAAUUGCUUCUUAACAAACAAAAAAACAACAAUUUCAAUUCAUUUUAGGGGUGUGAUAGUAAAUAGAAUAUGCUCUUUUGCCACAGGAAGCAUCCUAUAGCCAUUCCUAGAAUUCAUAGACAGACUAUGUAGCAAAUUGCUACAGGUCUCAGUGUAUGUGAUGCAAGUAAAAGUAAAGGUACCUCUGACCGUUAGGUCCAGUCGUGGACGACUGUGGGGUUGCGGCGCUCAUCUCGCUCUGUAGGCCAAGGGAGCCGGCAUUGUCCGCAGACAGCUUCUGGGUCAUGUGGCCAGCAUGACUAAGCCACUUCUGGCAAACCAGAGCAGCGCACGGAAACACCGUUUACCUUCCCGCCGGAGUGGUACCUAUUUACUUGCACUUUGACUUUGACUUUACUUGCUAGGCAGGCAGGAACUAGGACCGAACAACGGGCGCUCAUCCCGUUGUGGGGAUUCGAACCGCCAACCUUCUAAUCGGCAAGCCCUAGGCUCUUAAUUAGAUGCAAUUUAAAGGGAAAGUAAGGAGGUGAAAGACACUCUUAAGAGUCUUUGAGCUUUAGCCUAGUUUCAUUUUUAAUCCAUUCACCUUUCAAAAUCUCAAAUUUAUUAUUACUUAUUUCAUGUUGUUGUAAUUGCUAUUUACUCCUGAAACUUCACUGGGCAGGCCCUUAUCCAGUGUAGUUUUGAUUAACAUUUAAUGAGUGAUAGUUGCCACUAUGACAGUCUGCAUUCCUGUUUACCAUAAAACUGUCUUCCAUCUUACUAUAAUGGUCACUUGAUUGUUUGGAGCAUCCAGGAUGUCUGAUGGCAAAAGUAAUUGCAGUCAGCCGUCGUUUUAGCACAGUAGCCAAGUUGAUGAGGGUUUGGCUCUAAUGAUUGUGAAGUUGGGAGGAAGUAUCCUUACACACGUUGUGGUAGAAAGCCUGGGUUUACUAUCGGUUGGCUAUUUGAGAGGAAGCCACUGCCAGUCUCGCCUCCCUGGUGAGUAUGGAUGUAGAAUACAUAGUUUGUGCACACAAGGGGUUAUCUUCCCACAUUACAUGCACACCUACAAAUGUUGUAUGUGAAGUGUCCUCUAACCAUAUGGGAAUUUUUGCUUUUUGAUUCAGCAGGAUGGGAACUUUGCCAUGGCGGUUGGGAGUUGCUGGUUAGGUAAUUUCCAAUGCUUUUUUCUAGUGCUGUCUUUGUUACCCAUUUUCCAGAAUAAAGUGCCUCAGUGUAUUCCAGUGGGCUUUAACAGUUUCCCUUUUUUAUAUUUGCCUGCUUUCUAUUUUGUAGCCCUAUUAUCCAAUAGUGAGUAUUCUUGAGCUAUAGCUCCAAAAGCCUUUGGGGAAAAACCUCCCAUGCUGGAGGAAGGUAAAAUAAAUCAUAGCUGCUAUGUCAUUAGAUAUUAGCAUUGUUGCAAGAGUUAAUAUAGCUCAAUAGUACCAUUUUGGGUUCUCAGUAUUUAGAGAUGCACUAGUAUUAGACCAAUUCAACCGAUAAUAGAUGGGAAUGGUCUAUAGCUCUCAAUAAAUUUGAUGGUUUGAAAUGGAUGUUGUUUCCUCUGUGUGGAUAUUUGCAAAACUCUUCUUUCUCCACUACAUACCCUCUUAAAUAUGAGUUAUGCAUGCUUUGAAAUAAGCCCCUCCCUUAUCUGCUAGGGCUAUUGCCAAUACAAAUUCUCAUUUUUCUAGCAGGCACUACAGAUUAAUUAGGAUAAACCGGUACUGUUUUUCUUUUUCCAAUACUAAGGUCAUGUGUUUGGCCCGGGGGUGGGCAAGAGAGACAAUGGGCAACUGUAGAUUGGUAUUCUUCACCUGUUAAUUUCGCUAGUUUCAAAAUGCUAAAAAGAACGUUAGAUGAAAGAUUAAAGGGUGUAGAACUGUGAACUGCCACUUUCAACCACUGACCAGUAAUAAUCUGUUCUAUUUUCUGUAGAUUUCUGAAAUAAGUGUGUGGGGGGGGGGGUAGUCUUUUCCUGAAUAUAUUAGGGCUUCAAGAUGAAAUAGGACUUGGUAAAGGUGUCUCAUACUAUAAUUUCUCUUAUUCUGUGAUAUAUAGUCAUACAUUUAUUUAGUUGGUUCAGAUGAAUGUCUGUUUUUAGCAGUGAGAUGGAUGCUUUGAAGCAGUGUUAUUUCACAGCUUUUCUUGAAGCAUCACUAGAGAAGGGCUAGUCUGUUUAUAAAUUAACAACUAACAUUCUAUACUCUGGCAACAGUACUUCUCAGGGUUAAUGUUCAUAUAGCACAGGCAACAGGCUGGAGUCUAUAUGGUUUUUGGAGCUGCAAACAAUAAACUAUUUAGGAGAAAUCAUGAACAUAUGUGUUAUUGUGUUAGCAGUAACAGGCAUAUAGGUGGACUUUUAGAAAUGUAUUCCAUGUGAAAUUGUGUCACCUAGAGGUACCCAUUUAUAUACUGUACUAUUUAUGAGAAGGGUGGUCUACAAUUCUGCAUUGGAACACCUAAAAUUAUUAGACUGUACCAUACAAACCAAGCCACAAAUGCACAUUCAGACAACAGUGUGGCUGCCAUCCUCUCUCAGCCUCCCCCCCCCCCAAAAAAAAUCCAAUGGGCAGGUGACUGCCAUUGAAAACCUCUUUCCUGUCCAGGCAAGCAACAAGGCAAGAAGCAGCAGCUUAAGUCUAAUUUGACCACCUCUCUUAGGGGUGAUAGGUGUGUUGCUCCCUGUGGCUUGUAUUAGAGUUGGCUGAAAUAAGCCCAGCUACUUAUUUAAGAACAAAACAAAAGCAGGAAGUAGCUGGACUUUUAUCUCAGUAAAUCUUAAAUUGAUUCCCUAACUCUCACCCACUCCUGCACUGAUUUCUGGUGCUGUAGCAGUCUUGUUUGGCAGCAGCAGCAGGGAAGCUUCAGGGAGACAUGUUUGAUAUGCUGCAUACUAAAACUGCAGUAGCUACUGGAAAAACUGUUUCCCAGAAGCUAGUUGCAACAGGGGGGAGGCUAUUCCUGCAGCUGCUGCAGUAAUUCUCUUAAUUUGUGGUUAAAGGAAGGCAGGUUUGUGUGGGUUUGACUUGUAAUACUUCAUAUAUCAACCCCCAGAACUCUCUAUUUCCACAGCUAGAAAGCUGAGUUUGAUUACAUUGUUAUUCCUUAAGUGAUGCCCUCUAACUACUGAUUAUGAGGACUUAAAGCACAUUUUGUCUAGGAACUGUCCUAGCAGUAUAAACUGUUACAAACCAGUGCAGACUUUCAGACAUUGCUCAUUAAGUAGAACCUAUUUUACCUCUGAGAAUGCUUUAAGUUAUGUUGGAAGAGAUUGAAGCUUGGUUGCACUCUAAAAGAUUAUGGAUUUUGAUUGUGAGAGCAAAAGAGAUGAGAUAAACGAAAGGCUAUAUAACAAACCACAAUUUAUCCUCUCUAUAGAGCUCCAAAACUGUAAAAGCAACUCAUCAGCAUAUGGGUUAAAAGCCUAUUUCAAUCCUGUUCAUACAAAAGCAUAGAGGAUUUGAGUUAUGACUAGAGGUAUUAGAAAAAUAUUGUGUUUGUUUCUAGUGAAUUCCUAAAACAAUUGGUUGAUUUUCAAUAAUAAGCAAAUUUGCAUUCUGAAAGACUGAUGUGACAUGCAAAUCAGUUAAGUGUUCAAGGAACUGUAUUUUUCUAAUUCCUUAUGCAAGUACAGCAUUUUCAAAAUUACUGUCUGAAGCCUUUUGUGCCAUUUGAUGAAUUAAAAAAACUUGCUAUUUCCAGUGUUAAAAAGGAGUUACCAGCUCCCUCAUCUACUGUUUAUAAAUUGAAGGGGUAUGUUUAUUUUUUCUCUGCUGAUGGCGCUUUGUUGUAAGACCCAUGCCCCUAGCCCUCAGUUGCACUUUAAUAAAGUCAGUUUUGAAGAAAAGAUGUGUGGUAUUUCCUUCUGUUUAGUACAGGUGUGGGAAAGCUGGUGGGCCUGAGGAUUGAAUAUGGCCAUGCACAGCUCCCCAUCUGACACACACGGCUCUUUUCGGGCUCUAACCCCUGCCCCAUACAUGCCCACUACUGCUUUUGCCAGUCUGGAAAGUGUCACAUGAUGCUUUUUGCUUGUCUGGAUGGAGGGGUGGUGGUAUAAAACUUUUUGAUUUUUCUGUAGUACGGUAGCUGUGUUUGAGCCACAGGAGUUGCAUCUGUUAUUCCACCCACUUUUCCUCUAACACCAAUAUUAACACUCUGGCUGCUGGUAAUGGCUUCCCUUUAAA